AGUUGUAAUAAAUUUGUGUCAACAGUGCAUCCCUAUUCUUGCGUCAUUCCGUUCCUGCUUUCUCGCAAAAGUUUUUUCACAAUGGCACCCAAGUCAAUUGUAUUUGCAGUUCUUGUGGCUUCCGGCCUCAGUUGCUGCCAGCCUCAACAGACUGCCGCGGCUGAUGAUAUAGAGAAGUCCCUGCAACGUCCAGAGAUGUUGCCUUUCCUUCCUUCUCUGUGGAAAAGUGAGGGGCUGCUUUUCACCGACGUUCUCCUCCAAAAGCUGUUACUGCCAUUCGGUCUUACUUCUCCCUACACGAAUUUAUUUUUUACCGAGGCAAUCCGAGAUAUUGCCAACGAGCUAGACUUUUCAGAUGGGGAGGGCCGGCGACUCCGGGGGCGCCAACUGCAGUCAUUCGAGUCACCUAAAGACGCCAUCCGUUCCUUCACGAGAAGUUUGCACGGUGCACUUGGAGGCAACGUGUUCGAUUUGGCAUUUGCAGACCAGCUGAUUGAUCAACUGCCUUCUGCAUUUUCUGAACAGUUAGCCAGCGUGACGGAGGCUUUCGGAAGUGAAAUAUUGCGGGUUCUCGCCGACGCGGAGAACCCCGCCUCAGUGAUCAUCCAGCAGCUAGUGGCUCCGUUCGAAGGCGAUGGAAUUCCGUUUCUGAUGGGGUCCGAACAAUUAGAGGAAGCUGCUGAUUUUCCAAGGCUCCUGCAGGAGGUGAAGAAACUCGAGGUAGCGCCGACGGCAGGAGUUAAUCAAGUGGAUGCUGCAUCUGCCGAAGUGAUGAAGAUGAUCGAAGCAGCGCUUGGAGAUUUCGGCACUGCACCUCCCGAUGCCAAUGUUGAAUCUGAGCGCUCUGUAUCCGUUGAGGAGAACCUUGCAGCUCGAGAAGAUGUGGUGAACGUGGCUCACGAAAUUGGUAAGCGAUUCGGAGUUGCAGAGCUCUACGCGAAUCUCGCGGGUGCUUUCUGCGACGAGUUCCUAAUCCCUGCUGGCUUGGUGAAACACGUUGCAGCCUUGAUUCUUGAGGCAAAGGUCGCUCUAUCAGAAGAAGAUAUGAACAUGUGGAACCCUCUCAGCCUUUUAGUUGGCAUGAUUGGUUCAAAGGAUGGCGAUCAAGCUGAACUGCACCAACUGCUGGCAUUGGCGGCAAAACUUGGCAGCACACUGGGAGCAGAGAAGUUCUACAUCAGUCUCGCGAAGUCGUUCUUCUGCACCUUCUUAGUUCCCUUCAAACUCGACAGGGUCGUCACAGAGUUGCUUCUGACGAGGAAAGACGUUCUCUUCAAGGCGGCUGCAGUGAAGGCUCUUCUCCUGGCCAAGAGUUCUACGAAGGCGUUCACCACUGCGCUCCUCGUUCCCAAGGCUCUGGCAGCGUUGGCGGUGAAACGUUCAGACUUGUUGAAACUUCCAACACUAAUGGGAGGCGGGCUUGACAGCUUUGACAUUCUGAAAAAUCCUCUCCUUCUCGGAGGUGUCAAGCUGCUGUAUCCUGAGGCAUGCCUGAAAAUUUUGGGUUAUGCACUUCAGCUUGGAGAAAAAGUUGGCAAGGGCCUCCUCUACAUGGUCGUGAGUAAGGCGGUGGUUCACACCAUCUUGGAUCCUCUAGGGCUGACAGAGAUUGUCGCGGAAUUAAUUGCAACAAAGUGUGGAACUGCUGGCGGAGGUGGCUGGCCAUUCUCGGGGCCAGCGAGAACUGUGACAAUCAUCGAAGGGCUUCCGUCCGCGGAAGUCCAGAAUACGGAUACGAAAGAGAAGAUCCUCGAUCUUGCUCGACUAGCGGGAGAGGCGACAGGGAAUGAGGAACUGUAUGCAACGCUAAUGAGUUUCUUCAUCGACGGUGUUCUGGAGCCUCUCGACCUCACGAACGCCGUCGCCGAGUCUCUUUCCGAGACUGCAGCAACGAUCUCUACAGCAGCUGCAGAUGUGAGCAUCACGGACGUCAUUGAAGAUCUUGUGGCCGCUGUGUAUACAUCAUAAGACGCCUUAUACGCCGCUUCUGUAUUUUCCUUUUCAGUGCUGUGAACAAUGAGACUUUUUAAUCGCACUAUGCCCCCGAGGCUUCUAAAUCAAGUGUGUAGUU
This is a messenger RNA of Toxoplasma gondii ME49, 2071 nucleotides long. RefSeq lists its product as hypothetical. Lineage: Eukaryota; Apicomplexa; Conoidasida; Eucoccidiorida; Sarcocystidae. Bases 82 to 1968 code for a protein of 628 amino acids. The record is from RefSeq and is a predicted model, not a curated record. The transcript has 2 exons.